This is a messenger RNA of Paraglomus occultum, 915 nucleotides long. Lineage: Eukaryota; Fungi; Glomeromycota; Glomeromycetes; Paraglomerales; Paraglomeraceae. The record is from the annotation of a GenBank genome assembly.
AUGGCGAUAAUAUUCUACAAAGCAAAACCAAAUCCGAUGAUGUUUUACUUUACGCUGAGUUCUAUAGCCCUAAAUGUGCUAACAUUGCUGGGAUUUGUAUAUCACUUUGAUUGGCACACGGCACCGCCGGCAUUGUGUUAUUUCCAGGCUAUAGGAGUACAAUUUGCAACAUUGCUUACAGGAAUUUGCGCCUUUAACUUUAUAAUUCAAGUUUACCGUCUUCUCGUUCUUCGUGAACAUUCUGAGAUUACCAACUCGAGUUUGAUAUCGUAUUAUAAUGGUCUUAUGAUUGCAUAUCCAAUUAUAGGGACUGUAAUAAUAACACUUGUGGCUAUAAAGACAAACGCUAUAGGCGUUAGGGAUUUUAAAUGUGAUAUAGUUAGUCCGAUCUGGGUUCGCCUGUUGGGUUACAACGGCAUCAACCUUCUCGUAUCUAUUCCAGGCACUUACUUCUCAGCACACACCACAAUAAUAGUAACCCGUUAUCUGGAUCGAUUUAAAACAAGCAGUGCCAAUACCCAAGGCCACGCGCCAAUGAUAGAAUCUAAAAAUGCCGCUAAAACCGUGACUGAAGAUAGUGAAUCUUCUUUUCCGCGACGGUCACACAAUUCCCAUGUUACAUCCAGUUCAAAUAAGUCAUAUAACAUUACACGAACUGCUGCUAUUCGAAUGGUAUUCUUCACAGUUAUUUACCUCAUUACGAACAUUAGUGCUUCGAUUGAGACUAUUGUCUUUGUUAUGGCUGGUAAACCGUUAGACUCGCAUCCUGGUGGGUCUGACAUAGUUUUAGUAUCCCUCGGAGUUAUACUGUUUUUAAUUUUUGGAACUGCGGAUGAUGUAAGAAAAUGGACCAUUGAGAAGCUAAAAAUUUUUAAACCAAAAAGGAGAUUAAGUGAUAGACAAUUAGAUUGGUAA